AUGACCCCCGCCCUGACAGACCCUACUGCGGCAUAUUUAGCCGCGCCUACAAAAACACCCAAUCUGGUUGCGCCAGAACCUGAACACUGUCCCGGCCCCGAAUCAGAACAAGCAGGUCAAGGUGAUGCUUGCGCCGGAUGCCCCAACCAGAGCAUCUGUGCCUCCGCGCCGAAAGGCCCCGAUCCAGAUAUCCCACUGAUCACCGCACGACUUUCGCAAGUUAAACACAAGAUCCUCGUUCUAUCAGGCAAAGGAGGCGUCGGGAAAUCAACCUUUUCAACAUUGCUCGCUCAUGCCUUUGCGUCAAAUCCCGAAUCGACCGUAUAUGUCUGCGAUACCGAUAUAAGCGGUCCCUCAAUUCCGAAGAUGAUGGGUGUUGAAGCCGAGACUAUUCACGUGAGCAAUGCGGGCUGGAGCCCUGUGUGGGUUACAGACAAUCUUGGAGCGAUGAGCAUUCAGUUCAUGUUGCCGAACCGAGACGAUGCCGUGAUCUGGAGAGGUCCCAAGAAGAACGGACUCAUCAAGCAAUUCUUGAAAGACGUGGAAUGGGGCGAAGCCGACUAUCUUAUCGUAGACACUCCUCCGGGCACAUCUGAUGAACACUUGUCCGUCAACUCAUUACUCAAAGAGUCUGGGGUAGAUGGCGCCGUGGUCGUGACAACACCGCAAGAAGUGUCAUUGUUGGACGUCAGGAAAGAGAUUGAUUUCUGCAAAAAGGCCGGUAUCAAGAUUUUGGGACUAGUGGAGAAUAUGUCGGGAUAUGUUUGUGGGAACUGUCAGACAACAUCGUAUGUUUUCCGACCAACGACGGGUGGAGGUCGACGUUUGGCUAGGAAGAUGGGCAUACCAUUUCUGGGUUCUGUGCCCCUAGACCCCCGAGUUGGUAUGGCUUKUGACUAUGGGGAAAGCUUCUUAGAGAGUUACCCGGACAGUCCGGCAUCCAAGGCCAUUCAGAGCGUGGUCCGAGCAGUUAGCGAGCAAAUUGGUGAAGAUCCGGAGAAGGUCAUCCCGUCAGAUCUGUGA
Molecule: messenger RNA, 1023 nt
Organism: Talaromyces amestolkiae
Lineage: Eukaryota; Fungi; Ascomycota; Eurotiomycetes; Eurotiales; Trichocomaceae
Exons: 2
Coding region: 1-1023 (340 amino acids)
Biological process (GO): iron-sulfur cluster assembly
Cellular component (GO): cytosol
Molecular function (GO): ATP binding; ATP-dependent FeS chaperone activity; 4 iron, 4 sulfur cluster binding
Source: RefSeq, a predicted model, not a curated record